CAUCUUUGCUAUGAAGGUCAGACGUACAAACAAGCAGUGUAACUAGAUGAGCUCUGUGGCUUAAACAUGUGCUCAGCAACCAAAAUUAGAACAGUAAAAAUAGAACUGGACUCAUCAUUGUAAGCGCAGAAUAUUGAUUUUUGUACAUCUUUGUUUUUCCACUAAGUGAUGAUGCCCGUGAACCCUAGCAAAUAUUAAAGGUGAAAAAAGUGUGGGAAAUGGAUCAAGUUGAUGUCGAUUUUUAUCAGUCAGACUAUACAAUUGAUACGGAACCGGUUGCCGAUGAAAUCAGAACAAACAAGCUAUAUGAAAGGCGUAGGACUAUAUCAAGCAUGGCAGAAGUUAGCCAACCUGGAAUCAUAAUGUCCCCACUCCAUUAUGGAGGCCACCUAUAUGAAGUACCAUAUAACCCACCAUUUCCCUCAGAGCAUAAUGGAAACUUUGACAACGAGCCUCCUCUUUUAGAAGAACUGGGCAUUAAUUUUGAUCAUAUUUGGCAGAAGACUUUAACAGUCCUAAACCCUUGGAAACCUGCCGAUGGCGGUAUUAUGAAUGAAACUGAUCUGACAGGACCUAUGGUUUUCUGCUUUGCACUGGGAUCAACAUUAUUAUUGGCUGGAAAGAUUCACUUUGGUUAUGUGUAUACCAUGAGUAUACUUGGCUGCCUAGCAAUCCAUGCUUUGUUAAACCUGAUGAGUAUACCAGGCAUCUCCUAUGGAUGUGUGGCCAGUGUCUUGGGCUACUGCCUUCUCCCAAUGGUAAUACUUUCCUCCUGUGCCAUCCUAUUUUCCCUACAGGGCAUAACUGGAACAAUAUUGGCAGCGGCUGUGAUUGGAUGGUGCAGCUUUGCAGCUUCCAAAAUUUUCAUCUCGACUUUGGCCAUGGAAGGACAGCAGCUUCUAGUUGCCUACCCUUGUGCUUUGCUAUAUGGACUUUUUGCUCUAAUGACUGUUUUUUGAAAAUGUGUAUCCAAACAGAAGCAACCUAAACAAAAACACUGGUAAAAACGAGUAAAAACGUAACUUAUUCAAGUCCUAUAAGGGGCAACCCGCAAAUAAAAUGCUUUGAAAUAUCACAUUGAAGCUCACCUACGUUGGGUUUUCAUAAUGCAUAGUGAAAUCAGGGAAAUUGAAUGUUUGACUGUUUUGCAGGUUCUGGGUUAGUGAGUAUACAUAAACAGUAAAGCUUGCAAAUGAUUAAUCCACCUGCAUCAACGGAUUUCAUUAUUCAACAAUAUAUUUUAAACAUUUUACAUUUAAGUUAUUUGUAAAUGUUUUUUCUUGCCUCCCAAAUAAAACUUGACCUUUCAAAGCUUGGUAAGUAUAAA
Molecule: messenger RNA, 1327 nt
Organism: Spea bombifrons (plains spadefoot toad)
Lineage: Eukaryota; Metazoa; Chordata; Amphibia; Anura; Pelobatidae
Gene: YIPF7
Product: Yip1 domain family member 7
Exons: 6
Coding region: 219-959 (246 amino acids)
Biological process (GO): vesicle fusion with Golgi apparatus; endoplasmic reticulum to Golgi vesicle-mediated transport
Cellular component (GO): trans-Golgi network; membrane
Source: RefSeq, a predicted model, not a curated record